This is a messenger RNA of Cyphellophora europaea CBS 101466, 456 nucleotides long. RefSeq lists its product as uncharacterized. The coding region runs from base 1 to 456 and encodes 151 amino acids. Gene Ontology annotation, molecular function: structural constituent of ribosome. NCBI's taxonomy places the organism in Eukaryota, Fungi, Ascomycota, Eurotiomycetes, Chaetothyriales, Cyphellophoraceae. Gene Ontology annotation, cellular component: ribosome; cytosolic large ribosomal subunit. The record is from RefSeq and is a predicted model, not a curated record. Gene Ontology annotation, biological process: translation. The transcript has 3 exons.
AUGUCUAACGUCUCUGCUGAUCUCCUCUGGGAGGUUGUCCGAAGCAACAAUGCCUUCCUAGUCAAGCGCAAGAACGCUGGUGGCGUGCAGUUCUCGCGCGAUCCCUUCAACCUGACCAACAAGCAUUCAAAGAAGUACGCCGGUUUUGUCAGCGACAAGGCUGUUUCGGUGCAGCCCAACGAGAAGGGCGGCGUCACUCUCCAGACCAAGAAGAGCAGCGGUACCAACAAGCCGGCUUCAAGCUUCAACACUCACGCUUAUGGCAAAGGCACGACCAACCGCAAGACCUACUCGAACAUCUCCAACAGUGUUGGCAAGAACUCUUACCGCUCUGAUCUGAACCUCCAUGCCGUUCAGCGUUCCUCCGCCCUAAAAGACAGCCAGCGGCCGAAGAAGGAUGCCCCCGCGAAGAAGCCCCGUGGCUAUAAGGCUCUCAAGGCCGAGACUGCGGCUUGA